Glycine soja is the source of this 465-nucleotide messenger RNA. RefSeq lists its product as uncharacterized. Bases 1 to 465 code for a protein of 154 amino acids. Lineage: Eukaryota; Viridiplantae; Streptophyta; Magnoliopsida; Fabales; Fabaceae. The record is from RefSeq and is a predicted model, not a curated record. The transcript has a single exon.
AUGACUGAGUUUGAGAUGACUGAUUUAGGAAAACUAUCACAUUUCCUUGGACUAGAAUUUAAUCAAGUCCAGAAGGGAAUGUUCAUGCACCAAAGUAGAUAUGCACUGGAGGUUUUUAAGAAAUUUGGCAUGUUGAACUGCAAUCCUUCUUCCACACCAGCUGAACUAGGACUUAAGCUCGAGAAGGACCCUGAAGAGGAACUUGUUGAUGCAACUGAGUUCAGAAAAUUGGUUGGAUCUUUGAGGUACUUAUGCAAUAGUAGACCUGCUAUCUACUUUGCAGUAAGUUUGAUCAGUAGGUUCAUGAAAAAGCCUAGAGUUUCACACAUGCAAGCAGCCAAAAGAGUGCUUAGGUUUAUUAAAGGGACAAUUGAAAAUGGUGUGUUGUUCCCUUUUGAAGUUAAAUCAGGUGAAUCAGAUAUGUUUAGUUACACAGAUUUUGAUUGGAAAAGAGAUCCAGAAUAG